Molecule: messenger RNA, 1680 nt
Organism: Cucurbitaria berberidis CBS 394.84
Lineage: Eukaryota; Fungi; Ascomycota; Dothideomycetes; Pleosporales; Cucurbitariaceae
Product: t-complex protein-like protein 1
Exons: 4
Coding region: 1-1680 (559 amino acids)
Biological process (GO): protein folding
Cellular component (GO): chaperonin-containing T-complex
Molecular function (GO): ATP binding; ATP hydrolysis activity; ATP-dependent protein folding chaperone
Source: RefSeq, a predicted model, not a curated record
AUGUCGUUCGGCGGCCAGACACCGACUAUUGUCGUGCUGCGGGAGGGUACCGACCAGUCUCAGGGUCGGGGACAAGUCAUAUCAAACAUCAACGCCUGUCUUGCGGUACAGUCAACUAUCAAAGGAACUCUCGGCCCGUAUGGCGGUGAUCUUCUUAUGGUCGACGAGAGCGGAAGGCAGACGAUCACAAACGAUGGAGCAACUGUGAUGAAGCUCCUCGACAUCGUUCACCCCGCCGCCCGCAUCCUCACCGAUAUCGCACGAUCGCAAGACGCCGAAGUGGGCGAUGGAACCACCUCCGUCGUUGUCUUAGCAGGAGAGAUAUUGAAGGAGAUCAAGGAAUUUGUAGAGCAGGGUGUCAGCAGCCAGACUAUCAUCAAGGGCCUGCGGAGAGCUUCGCAUCUUGCCGUCAACAAGAUCAUGGACAUCGCCGUGGACACAGCAGAGGGAAAUCAGCGGGAUACGCUCCAGAAGCUUGCCGCGACUGCCAUGAGCAGCAAGCUGAUUUCCAGGAACUCCGACUUCUUCACCAAGAUGGUGGUAGACGCCGUUCUCUCGCUGGAUCAGGAUGAGCUAAACGAGAGGCUCAUUGGUGUGAAGAAGAUCACCGGUGGUGCAUUACAAGACUCGCUCUUUGUCAACGGUGUUGCAUUCAAGAAGACGUUUUCCUACGCCGGCUUCGAACAACAGCCGAAAUCAUUCAAACAGCCGAAGAUUGUGUGCCUAAAUGUCGAACUCGAGCUUAAGAGCGAAAAGGACAACGCGGAAGUACGAGUAGAGCAGGUUUCAGAAUACCAGGCGAUCGUGGAUGCGGAAUGGCAGAUCAUUUACAACAAGAUGGAGGCGCUGUACAAAACGGGCGCAAAGGUCGUCUUAAGCAAGCUCCCCAUUGGCGAUCUCGCAACACAGUACUUCGCCGACCGAGACAUCUUCUGCGCUGGACGAGUAGCAGCAGACGACCUCGACCGUGUGUGCAGAGCAACAGGCGCUAGCCUCCAGUCCACCUGCUCCGAUAUCCAGUCCAAACAUCUCGGAAGUUGCGAGUCUUUCGACGAGCGACAAAUUGGCGGCGAGCGGUUCAACUUCUUUGAGGGUUGCCCAGAGGCAAGGACCUGUACUCUGGUUCUCCGUGGUGGCGCAGAGCAGUUCAUCGCUGAGGUUGAGCGCAGCUUACACGACGCUAUCAUGAUCGUCAAGCGCGCGAUCAAGAACAACAAUAUCGUUGCUGGAGGUGGUGCCGUCGAGAUGGAGAUCUCAUCCUACCUCCACAACUACGCCGAUGAGAACAUCCCGCAUAAACAGCAACCCAUCAUCAAGGCGUUCGCAAAGGCUUUGGAGGUCAUCCCAAGGCAACUCUGUGACAACGCUGGUGUCGAUGCAACGGACAUCCUCAACCGGCUGCGUGUGGAGCACAAGAAGGGUAACAUCUGGGCGGGCGUGGACUUCACGACGGAGAGCAUUGCGAACAACAUGGAGAAGUUUGUUUGGGAACCCAGCCUAGUCAAGGUUAACGCUCUGCAGGCGGCGACAGAGGCUGCUUGCUUGAUCUUGAGCGUUGACGAGACCAUAAAGAACCAGGAGUCACAGCAACCGCAAGCCCCGAACAGGCCGCUACCACCAGGUGCCGCCCAACGGGCGAUGGGAGGUCGGGGACGCGGUAGGGGUAUGCCUAGGCGGUAA